AUGAUCUUCGAGGUUUUCCCCCUGUGGGCCGGCUUUCGCUCCUGUUCAAGUCGUCGACCAUCCGCUUCGCUGAUGCUGUUUUCCGCUCUUCAGUUCUCUCAAGGUGUUGUACUUGUAGCUGAAGACGAUGAAGGGCGACGGCUCCCCCCUUCCCGAUACGCCAUUGACGAUCGAGCCGCAACCUAUGCGGUCUCUGGAUACGACGAGAUGGUGCUGCAAAACGAGAAAGAGACAGAGUGGCGGUGGCCCCUCCUAGCGAAAAUAUUUUCGUGGCUGUCGUCGCUCACAAGAACGCAGUCCUACGGUGGUGAGCUCGCUGGUUGGAUGUCUGUCUAUCAUUCGCAACAUUUGCACGGUUCACGGAGGCCAAUGGUCGCAACAUCAAUGGCUACUACAACAUUGACGGGCUGGUGGCUUGUCGUCUCGUGUCUUUUAUGUGUGGUGUAUCGAUAUUCGCUGAACGGUCUACGUCGCAAGAUGGAAUGA
Colletotrichum destructivum is the source of this 486-nucleotide messenger RNA. RefSeq lists its product as uncharacterized. The coding region runs from base 1 to 486 and encodes 161 amino acids. Lineage: Eukaryota; Fungi; Ascomycota; Sordariomycetes; Glomerellales; Glomerellaceae. The transcript has a single exon. The record is from RefSeq and is a predicted model, not a curated record.